Molecule: messenger RNA, 852 nt
Organism: Prunus dulcis (almond)
Lineage: Eukaryota; Viridiplantae; Streptophyta; Magnoliopsida; Rosales; Rosaceae
Product: MDIS1-interacting receptor like kinase 2-like
Exons: 2
Coding region: 1-852 (283 amino acids)
Biological process (GO): protein phosphorylation
Molecular function (GO): protein kinase activity; ATP binding
Source: RefSeq, a predicted model, not a curated record
AUGGGAGGACAGGGAAGUGUCUACAAGGCAAAGAUCCCAUCAGGCAGCAUUGUUGCAGUGAAGAAAUUCCAUCAAACACUUGAUGGUGAGGAGGCAUCUCGGAAGGAGUUCCUUAAUGAAAUAGGGGCUUUAACUCAGAUACGACACCGAAACAUUGUAAGGUUGCUUGGCUUUUGUUCAAGUUCCCAUCACUCGUUUUUGGUCUAUGAGUAUUUGGAAACAGGUAGCUUGGCUGCAAUCUUGAGCAACGAGAAUGAAGCUAAAAAAUUGGACUGGAGCACAAGGGUGAGAAUUGUAAAAGGUGUUGCUCAUGCGUUGUGUUAUAUGCAUCAUGAUUGCUCACCACCAAUUGUGCAUCGAGACAUAACAAGCAGCAACAUUUUGCUGCAUUAUGACUACGAGCCUUGUGUUUCGGACUUCGGAACUGCUAAGCUUUUGAAUCCAGACUCGUCGAAUUGGACUGCUCUUGCUGGCACAUAUGGAUAUGUAGCACCAGAGCUGGCUUACACGAUGAAGGUAACUGAGAAAUGUGAUGUAUAUAGCUUUGGAGUGCUGGCACUGGAAGUGAUUAUGGGAAAGAAGCUAGGCGAUUUCGUCUCCUCCUUUCCGUUUCCAUCCACCACCUAUGCAAACAUAUUGCUCAAGGAUGCGUUGGACCAACGCCUUCCUCCUCCUACACCUCAACUUCAAGAUGAACUCAUAACCAUUGCAAGGCUAUCAAUUGCAUGCAGACAUUCCCAUCCACAAUCGAGGCCAACAAUGCUCAUGGUUUCUCAGAUGUUAUCGUUCCAAACUGCUUCUUCCUAUAGAGGACUAGACGACAUUACACUUGAACAACUCAUUACAAUCUGA